Molecule: messenger RNA, 1452 nt
Organism: Chenopodium quinoa (quinoa)
Lineage: Eukaryota; Viridiplantae; Streptophyta; Magnoliopsida; Caryophyllales; Amaranthaceae
Exons: 1
Coding region: 1-1452 (483 amino acids)
Source: RefSeq, a predicted model, not a curated record
AUGGUUUUUUUAAGAAGUAUAGGAAUUGGGGUUUUUCAUUCUACAGUUGAUGAAGGGACCAAUACCUUAGAAACUCCCAUUCAUGAAAAGGUAGUAGGUCAAGAUGAUAUGGGUGGUUUGUUAAGAGAAGCCUUUAGGGAUGACAUUCCAGAUUCUCUUUUUGAAUCCCAAAACAUGCAACAAGAAGAGGCUUCAUAUGAUAUGCACGAAAUAGGAGGUUCAUACGAUAUGCAAGAAGAGUUUGAUUUUCAUUGUGAUGUAGGUGAUGUAAAUCCAUCUUCUAACUCUAGCGAAGAAGAUGUCAAGUAUAAAAGACUAAUGGAUGCUUCUUAUGACGGUUUAUACGAGGGGUGCACUACUUUCUCAAAGUUAUCGUUUCUUUUGCACUUGUUUCACCUUAAGUGUAUGUUCCACUGGCCUGCUGAGUCAUUCACUAAAUUGCUUGAAAUUUUAGUAGAUGCAUUUCCUUCAAUCAAUGAGUUUCCAUCGUCUUACUAUGAGGGCAUGAAUAUAAUUAAGGACUUGGGAUUAGGUUAUGAGAAAAUUGAUGCAUGUCCAAAUGAUUGCAUGUUAUAUUGGGGUGAAUUUGCAGAAAAAAAUGAGUGUCAUGUUUGUCAUACAUCAAGGUGGAAAAUUGCAAAAGGGAAGGAAGGUGAUUCAAGUGAAAAAGGUAAAGAAUCGUGUAAAAAGGGUGAGUCAGCUAAGGUAUUGCGAUACUUUCCUCUUAUCCCUAGAUUAAAAAGACUUUAUAUGUCAUCUAAAACAGCAGAGGACAUGAGAUGGAAUUUUGGUCGAAAGGAUGAUAAGGUUCUACGGCACCCAGCAGAUGGUGAGGCUUGGAAAAAAAUUGAUGAAAGAUAUCAAGAAUUUGCCGCUGAUCCUCGUAUUGUUAGGUUGGGUCUAGCAAGUGAUGGUUUCAAUCCAUAUAGUCUUAUGAGUUCUAAUUAUAGUACUUGGUGUAUGGUCUUAAUUCCAUAUAAUUUACCACCAUGGCUUUGUAUGAAGCCAUCAUCAUUCAUAUUGUCCUUGAUUGUUCCCGGUAAAUAUAGUCCAGGGAUUGAUAUUGAUGUGUAUUUGCAACCAUUAAUCCAUGAGUUAAAAUUGUUAUGGGAUGGUGUUGAUGCCUUUGAUGCUUAUAGUGGAAAAUACUUUAAAAUGCGAGCAGCCUUACACUCCACUAUAAAUGACUUCCCUGCAUACGCUAUGUUGUCUAGUUGGAGUACAAGAGGUUAUAUACCUUGUCCUUCAUGUGCCCAUUCCACUCACUCAUAUUAUUUUGGUGGUAAAAUUUGCUACCUUGGACAUCGAAAAUGGUUGCCACUUGAUCAUCCUUAUCGUUCUCAAGCCUAUUUAUUUGAUGGGACACAAGAAAAUGAUGUUGCUCCAGUUCCUACAAGUGGGGAAGACAUUUUAAAGGAACAAGAAAGGAUUAAUUAUGUAUAUGGAAAUUAA